This is a messenger RNA of Sceloporus undulatus (fence lizard), 2839 nucleotides long. RefSeq names its product nocturnin (gene NOCT). The transcript has 3 exons. The record is from RefSeq and is a predicted model, not a curated record. Gene Ontology annotation, molecular function: poly(A)-specific ribonuclease activity. Lineage: Eukaryota; Metazoa; Chordata; Lepidosauria; Squamata; Phrynosomatidae. The coding region runs from base 1521 to 2648 and encodes 375 amino acids. Gene Ontology annotation, biological process: circadian rhythm.
ACCGACAUUUCUGCAAGCCCUUUAUUUAAUUGUUUGCAGUGUUGAUACAGGAAAACAUAUAACUUGGUUCAAGUUUCUCAACAGAAGAGAAGAACAGGAAAAAGGGCAGUGAUGGCCUGUCAUUUGCCCUGGGAAUCUCUCAUCCUCCAAAAUAUUAUUUAAGUAGAUUCAAGAUUGCUUCACAAUUGUAAUGAUGCAAGGAUGGGGUUUUUCCUGCUUAUUAAACUCUCAUCUGCUUUUCUUUGGAUAUAUUCUGUAACAAAGUGCUGAAGAUGUAUAUUCAAGUUACAGACCCAGUGACUUGUAUAUGUUUUUGCAAAAAAUGUACCUCUGGGAUACUUUAUGACCCCAACAAAAAUGGCAAAGGUUGUAAUGGUCAAUUGCAGUUAGGAUUCUCAUGCAAACCAUAACUUGCAUGUUUGGUAAGUGUACUUCUACACUAUACAGUAGGUGGCAUCUGGAUUUUGUCAUUUUAAUGACUCUGCAAUAAUUUCAUGUAUGUGAUGAGAUUAUCUGUGGAGUCCUAAUUCCUCAUUUUUUAAAAGAAAAUUAGUUCACUGCUUUCUUUGAUCCAAGUGAAAGCAGUUUUUCAUUGUCAGUCUUCAGAUGUUGGAUUAGGACUCCCAAACAGGUUUUAUAUUGAUCUAGUGUAGCGUGUCUGGCAGUGCUCCUCCUCUUGCUUUUAAUUUUGAUUAUUGAGUUAUUUUCAAACUCUUUUAUUCUGAGAGGAGGAAACAGAGUGAGCGUAUAGUCGAUAAAAAAUAAAGUGUCCUGUAUUUCUUAUCUGGUCAAAGAUUAGGUUGCCCACAUCUGAAAGGGGUGAAUACUGCAGAGGCCAGCAUAUGCUUCCUUAGCCUACAUUCCAGUGCUGGUGUGUUGCUGAGAACUUUCUGUUCUCUCUGGUGCAUUGGUGUCAUCUCAGACAGGAUAUGAUGCACUACCAGGAACCUGGCUGAAAGUGCAGUGCUAAGGGAAACACUGCUUACUCAUGGAAGCAAUUAAGAAGUGAAAGCAUGCUAGAGGUCAGUUGCAUAAAGGGACUGAGUAUCCCUUGUGGCUGAUGCAAAAUGUAGCCUUUCUCUUUCCUCUCAGAAAGGACAUUGUUUCCUAUCCUGAUGGGCUGAAUGUGAAAGAGUCAUCAGACAAUAAUCUUAAAAGAGCAACAACAGCAAAACAAAAAAAUUGCACUCACAUUUUUGUUGCCACAUGGCCAAGCUGCAAUGGGUUGACAUGGCAGUGGGAACAGAAAUGAAGUACAUUUGGCCAGGUUGGGCCAUACUGGCUCAUUCUGCAAGGGCGGAUUUAACUGUAGAUUUUGCUAGAGUUGCUAGGUAACUGUGAAUGUGAUUAUGAGUGUGGAUAUUUUUUAAAAAACCUGUUCCAUUGGGAACAAUUCUGUGAAAGGACACUAGAUGUCACCAAUGGACCAGCAUAACUAUAUAUGUAUAAUGCUCACAUGACAUUGGAGGCUGGCAGUUCUGUGUGAGAUUCACCAUUAGACUUGUUUACUCUUCUCGCAGAUGUAUCCGUCCUGCUUAUCAGUACAUUCCAUGGGCAACAGUACAAGCAGACUCUAUAGUGCUCUUGCAAAGACUUUAAGCAAUGGUGCAUCCUCCAAACAUCAAGUUUAUUUGGAACAUGCAGACUCUGAGCUCCUGGAUCCCAUAGAUCCCAAAGAACUGCUUGAAGAAUGCCAGAUUGUUCUUCAGAAACGUCCUGCCCGGCUCCAAAGAGAUUUUGUUGACCUAAGGACCAACUCUACCAGAAAUCACCAGCCCAUUAGAGUCAUGCAAUGGAACAUACUUGCUCAAGCUCUUGGUGAAGGCAAGGACAACUUCAUUCAGUGCCCUAUGGAAGCCCUGAGAUGGGAAGAAAGGAAAUGCCUCAUUCUAGAAGAGAUCCUUGCUUAUCAACCAGAUAUCAUGUGCCUGCAGGAAGUGGACCACUACUUUGAUACCUUUCAGCCCCUACUCAGUCGACUGGGGUACCAAUGUACUUUCUUCCCUAAACCAUGGUCUCCCUGUUUAGACGUGGAAUGUAACAAUGGGCCAGACGGCUGUGCCUUGUUCUUUCUCAAAGACAGAUUUACUCUUGUCAACAGCAGCAACAUCAGGUUGACUGCCAUGAAGCUCAAAACCAACCAAGUGGCUAUAGCUCAGACGCUGAAAUGUAAUGAAACAGGCAGACUGUUCUGCAUUGCUGUUACUCAUUUGAAAGCUCGCAAUGGCUGGGAGAGAUUUAGAUCUGCUCAAGGGGCUGACCUUCUUGAGAACCUGAAACAGAUCACCCAAGAAGCAGAAAUCCCACUUAUUGUUUGUGGUGACUUCAAUGCCGAGCCCACUGAAGAGGUGUACAAGGAAUUCUCAAACUCCCCUCUGAACCUCAACAGUGCUUACAAGCUCCUGAGUGCUGAUGGGCUGUCAGAACCCCCAUACACAACAUGGAAAAUUCGCCCCAGUGGAGAGUGCAGGCACACACUAGAUUACAUCUGGUAUUCACAGCAUGCCUUAAAAGUGAACUCUGCUCUCAGUCUUCUGACUGAGGAGCAAAUUGGACCCAACCGGCUACCGUCUUUCAAUUACCCUUCAGACCACCUGUCUCUAGUAUGUGACUUCACUUUCAAUGAAGAUCCUGAUAGGCUUUUAUAGUUAGAUAGAGUUAGAGGGUGUGCAUGUGGGUGUGUUUUUUAAAUGUACAGUGUUGGUCUUUGGAUGAUUCUGAAGACUUGGGGGGGUAUUUAUGAAUGAAGAAGCAACAAUUUAUUUUCAACUACUGUAUAGCCUCAAAAAAAUUUCAUCAUUAACACCUUGCUGUGACAGUAAAAAUGAACAAACAAAAA